Messenger RNA from Tribolium madens (black flour beetle), 546 nucleotides. Its product is annotated as succinate dehydrogenase assembly factor 4, mitochondrial-like. The transcript is spliced from 3 exons. The record is from RefSeq and is a predicted model, not a curated record. Gene Ontology annotation, biological process: mitochondrial respiratory chain complex II assembly. Bases 172 to 498 code for a protein of 108 amino acids. NCBI's taxonomy places the organism in Eukaryota, Metazoa, Arthropoda, Insecta, Coleoptera, Tenebrionidae. Gene Ontology annotation, cellular component: mitochondrion.
CUAAACGUUAGAAAAUCUAAGCAUCUAUUAUGUCUAUGAUUUGACUGAUCCGCUGUAUAUUUUAUAUAACAGUUGUCACAUUGACAGUUGAGGUUAAGUCAUGCAACUUUCAAAAUCGAAAAAAUAAAUCAGUUUUCAAACAGUGACAAGCUAGAUAAUAAUCAUCUGAUCAUGACUUUAAGGCUAAUUGGACUUUGCCACUUGAAGCCUCUGAGACAGACUUGUGCAAAUGCACUAAUUACCAGACUGUCUUCGACCUCAAAACAAGAAAAGCCCCCCAGUCGCAGGCUCGAAGAGUUUAGGAAAAAGUUACGCGAAACAACACCUCUUGAAAAACUUGAUGAAAUAGCCGGCAAACAUCCCCACCAGGAAAAAGAGCCCUUGGAAGCGUGGCCUGAGAAUACAAACCCAGUAACUGGAGAAGUUGGGGGUCCUCGGGGGCCCGAACCCACCAGGUAUGGGGAUUGGGAGCGCAAAGGCAGGGUUACCGAUUUUUAGUUUAAUGUUGUAUAUAAAAAAAUGUAUUUGAAUAAAGUUAAAAACUUA